Messenger RNA from Aricia agestis (brown argus), 5267 nucleotides. RefSeq names its product neuralized-like protein 4 (gene Neurl4). NCBI's taxonomy places the organism in Eukaryota, Metazoa, Arthropoda, Insecta, Lepidoptera, Lycaenidae. The record is from RefSeq and is a predicted model, not a curated record. The transcript has 32 exons. The coding region runs from base 209 to 4978 and encodes 1589 amino acids.
UUACAAAAUUAAUAAUUGAAUAAAAUACCGUAAUAUAUUCAACAUGGAACGUAACAUAGAGAAUUACGAUGUGUUCGUAUAAAUGGAAUUACGAUUGUGUAAGGUGUUCAUUUUUUUAAAUCAUAACAAUUGAUUUCCGAAAAAAAAUUCGGGACGAUGGAGUUCUUCCAUGAAUGAUGAUAUGACGGUGGUAUUAAAUAAGUGAACGAUGAGAUUUCACCGGAGGUGUGGCGACAGAGUAACUCUGCUGCACGAGAACACAACUGCUGUUCGCAAUUUCGUCGAAUUUAAUCACGGCUUGAUCCUGAGCGCGGAACCUCUUCAAGACGACGUCGUUUUUGAAAUAUGCAUCGACCGAAAGGUAAACGUCUGGAAUGGCAGCCUGGAGAUUGGUGUUACCACUCUGGACCCGGAGUUCAUGGAGCUACCAGCAACAGCAACAAAACUGCGGAACACAGCAUGGAUUAUGUCCGGGGCUUCCAUUGUUAAAGAUGGAAUAACAUUGCUGACAUCAUAUGGGCCCGCUCUAGAACUUCUUCGAGAAGGGGACACCGUGGGUGUUAUGAGAAGUAGUAAGGCGGAGCUCCUAUUCUACGUGAACGGGCGUUGUCUGGGUAUAGCCGCUAAGCAGAUCCCGCCGCGGCUGUUCGCGGUCAUAGACCUGUACGGUCAAUGCGUCCAGGUCUCCAUCACAAACUCCAACACCAUGAGGACCAUCAUGGAGAACAGCUUGGAUCAAAUCGAGGAGGACCCCAACAACGAUGAUACGCUAACCUCCAGCGAGAUGGAGGCGCCGCAGCCACAUACCUCCGCCAAGCACAACGACGUCUACGUGCCUAUGCCGAGCGACGGCGCCUGUGCUAUGGUUGUCCACGAUCGUCUGCGCUUCCAUCCAAGAUGCGGUAUUCUCGUCAAACUGUCGCAGAAUAACAAGUCAGCGGAGCGAGCUCGUCCGUUGGACGACUACAACAACGGCGUCGUUAUGACGCACCGACCGCUGUAUGACAACGAGCUGUUUGAGAUACGCAUAGACAGACUAGUCGACAAGUGGAGUGGCAGUAUUGAGGUUGGUGUAACCACCCACAACCCGGCUACCAUCAGGUUCCCGUCGACCAUGACCAACAUGGACUCCGGUACCAUCAUGAUGUCAGGUUGCAAGGUGCUGCUGAACGGUCACGGGACGUGCAUGGAGUAUGGCAACUUUAAUCUGGAUGAGCUGAGGGAGGGGGACACAGUCGGUAUGAUGCGCAAGGACACUGGCAAACUCCACUAUUUCAUUAACGGCAUAGACCAGGGGGUGGCCACAGAUAGAGUGGAGCAACAGGUCUGGGGAGUGGUGGACUUGUACGGUAUGACUGUUAAGGUAUCCAUAGUCGAUUCUAGCGAGGAAACGGAAUGUAACGCGAGCAACGUUCCAGCCAUACCCACCGCGCCUGAAGUACCUACUUCUAGUCGGUGUCGUCCGAGAAUAGACGAGGAUAGCCUUUUAUUUCAUACGCUGCGUGAUUCGUAUGUUAUUAUUAUUAACGAUGGUAAGACUGCUCAUAGGCCUAAUGCUUUCGAGUUCUUCAAUAACGGUAUAGUGAUGACGAAUCGCACGCUCCGAACGAACGAGCUGUUUCAAGUGCGUUUAGAUCUUGUCAUCCCGAAGUGGGCUGGAAGCAUUGAAAUAGGAGUCACGCAGCAUACCUCUAAUGAUAUACAGUUUCCAUUCAAAAUGAGCAACGCCAAAUCGGGUACCUGGGCAAUGACGGGCGAGGAUGUCAUAUGCGACGGUGCCGUCAUAAUACCACAGUACGUCAGAAACCUCAGCAGACUUGUGGAGGGUGAUACAGUAGGAGUGAUGCGGAGGGACAUGGGAAUCCUGCAUUUUUACGUGAACGGCGUAGACCAGGGCCCUGCAGCGUUUAAUAUACCCGAACAUGUGUAUGGUAUUAUUGACCUGUACGGUCGUGUGGCGCAGGCUACUAUAGUGGACAUCUAUCUACCACCGCCCGUGUACUCUCCUGAAUCGCCGGUGUCAUCAGAGUCCAACGCUACCAUAUAUCCCGAGAUGUGUUUCCACCGAGUACACGGACGCAACGCGACGCUAAGCCGCACUCGUCUCACUGCGUCCCGAGCGGCGGUGUACGCGGAGUUCAACGACGCGGUGCUGUUCAGUGCGCGUCCGCUACGGGAGUGCGAUAUGUUCGAGCUCAGAAUAGACUCAAUGGUCGACUGCUGGAUCGGGAGUCUCGAGAUCGGUGUAACAGCCAUAAGACCGGAUGAUCUCGAAGCGAAUGGUCUAGCCGGGACCGCGACGGAUCUAAACUGGGACACGUACAUUUUGAGCGGAGCGGCCAUGAUGAAAGAUGGCGAAUGUGUGCGUAGCGGAUAUCCGUUAGAUCUUGAUACCUUGACCGUCGGCAGUCGAGUCGGUAUGAUGUGGCACGCAGACCGUAGUCUUCACUACUAUUUGGACGGUAUGGACAUGGGCAAAGCGUGGUAUGUGCCUCACCUGAAUAUAUAUGCAGUGGUAGACCUUUAUGGACAGUGUACACAGGUGACCAUCCUGCAGAAUGAAGAGCGAGCAUUCAACUACAACGGAUGCACAAACUCUGAUAACUCCAUUCUCAGCAACUCACGUGGUCUGGCGUCUCCACCGCCACCUUACUGGAGUUUCUCCGAGUAUUGCGGCGACAAUAUAUGCCUGAUGCACGAGUACUCGAUCGCUCGCCGACUGUCCGCGGAUCCGACGACGGCGCUAGUGUUCAGCUCCGCGCAUCUCGCUGUGGGAGAGAUAUUCGAAGUAAAGAUUCUAGAAUGUAGGACGGGCUACGCGGGCAGUUUCCGUAUGGGUGUGACGGAUAUCAACAUAUUGAAUGCGCACGUCAAUCGCAGCCUGCCACCCUCUGUGUCGUGUCUGCCGCACUACACCGCUUAUAUUGAUGAUCGCUACAUCAGAUACUCCAAGCCUGGUACGAGGGAUCAAGAAAUGAAAGCAAUAGUGCCGUCUUUCGACUGGCUCCGACCGGGCGAUAGAGUCGGACUGAAGAAAACCCCUGACAACAGAGUACUGGUGUAUUACAACUGCGAGCUCAUUGAUACUGUGUUCGAGUGGGUGCCUGAUAAAGUGUACGUAGUGAUGGAAUUGUUUGGCUCCGUGUUCAAGAUACAAGCAGUGUCUAGAGGCAAUCCCAAUGCCCUACCACUAACUAUACCCAACAACGGCGAUCAAAUGAAAGUUGAAGAAGAGUUGCCUCAAGUGUGUGAGACAGUUGUGAGCGAGACAGAACCACCGGCGCCGGUGGAGAACAGACGGCGAAGGACUGGCCUGCCGUACACAUUCCAUUAUAUACACGGGAAGAAUAUUAAGCUGUGUAGCUCGGAUACCGUAGCUCUGAGGACGUCCGGAUAUCAAGACGCGAUCGCCAUAGUCAGUCAGCCGUUACGAAGAGGUCACAAGUUCAGAUUUCGCGUGGAUAAAGUAGACAACAACUGGGAGGGUAGCCUGUGCAUAGGCGGCGUGCCGUUUCUACCCACCGAGAGUCUACCUGAGGGUGCCAUGCAUUUGGACCCACCGGCCUGGAUUCUGUCCAGCGAUCUGCAGUAUAAUGGGUCACAGCUAAGUUCUCACGUGACGGUAGAAUUCGACGACGUUGGUGAGCAGAGUGUACUCACUAUACACUUCAGAUUCAACAGCGAGCUGGUGGUGGAUAUCGACGGUACUGUAGUGGGCAUCAUCGGGUCCGUACCCAGGACCUUCAGCCAUGUGUAUCCCAUCGUGGACCUGUAUGGGAAGAUUAGCCAAGUGUCAGUAUUGCUUCAUCCUUACACCGUAGUGGGUGGGACUUCAUUGGAUCUGCCGGUUAUAGCUGAGAACCGUCGCGAGGAAACCCUUGCAGAGCUCAACAUGGAUGCCUCACCCGACGUAUCCGCUCACUCAGACCGAAUUGACACGCGGGCCACUCGCAAACCCAAAGCGUACAGCCAGGACAACCUCAUAGAAAUAGAACCAGCCCAGCCCGGCCCUAGCUCAUACGUCCCACCCGAGAGUAUUCCUACAGAACAAACCCCAGGACCUUGUAGAACAAUGCAUCACAGUUUGAUCCUCACUCAACCAGACAAUGACGCGGUCAGAGCGGUCCAAAGGAGCCACUCCACACACAACUUCAUAUCGGAUUUGGAUGAAAAAGAAUUCCGAAGGCCCUUCAGACAUGAUGAAGUGGUGAUAGAACAGUUUUGUGACACCAACAUCCAACAUAACGAUAGAUAUCCCGAAGCGAACGACGUCGAUAAUUUGGACAACGAAAUAAUGGAUGCUCUGACUCUAGAAACGGGUAACCUACCAGAUUUAACCGAGGAGCAAUCCUCAUCUAUAGACGAAUCGACGCGUAGAGACGAUUUCUUUACUGAACCGUUGACGUUGGAGAACUUGAAUUAUUUGAACCGGAUACUGUGUUUGGAUCAGGACGACGUUGGUCUACAAAGCUUGGAGGCGGAGUGGGAGGCUUCAGGUGAGGGUUGUGAACAUCUCCACCUGGUGCUAAAGUACUGGAACUUCCUGGUGCUGCCGUACCCUCAGCUCCGGCACGCGGUCUCGUGGGGCCAGGUCCGGUGUUACUGCGCCAACUGCCAGCCUGAUGCGGAACCGGCUUUGGCUGGCUGGGUCCGCAUAGAACGUAUAGAUGGUGUGGGAGCCGCGUCGCGCGGUUUCUGGCACAUACAGCGCUCCACGCUCGGCGCAGCGCAGGCCGCGACCACGACAGAGAGGGAUAUAGUGCGGCGACCGCGCUGUCUCGCUUCCGCACCCUCCAAUACUAUAUCAGUGGAUGAUGGGUGGUUGGAUGAAGAAGGAAAACCACACACAACAAUAUUGGCCAUCGAAAUUGAUAUUGAGGGAUCAGAUGCGGCCAACGAUAGAUUACUCGCAUUCCUGAUCUACAUGAAAUCACACGCCGUAUUCGUUGAAGACAACCCACCGAGCUUAGAUGAGUAAAAACAACAUACAUUAAAAACACUUCAUGAGCACAAUUUAAAAAUCUGUUAUAACAUUAAAAGGAUCUUAUGGACGUAAUAGCCGAAAAUAAACCUCAUAAUAUGUUCUGUAAUAAGUACUAAAAACCUCGUCGUAAUAAACGAUAUGUCAUUUUAAAUUAUAUUCAAGAGGUUUUUAUUGUACUGAAGCAACAGAAUUUAAGAGGAUUUUAUAAAUGGUACUGAGUAGGCAUUCUGAGUCGGCUAUUUAAAAAAAAUUAAGUAACUAUUACUUUUUGAUAAUUUAAAAG